ACAAGUCCAGCUAGUCUGUCCGCAUUGAUAAAGGUUUACACCACCAACACUGAGAUCACAAAACAGUUUGUAGUUAGAGAGGUGAGGUUGCAGGAACAGAAUCUAGAAUAUAAUCUCUGUAUUCUAGGGUAGUAAGGUUGCAGGAACAGAAUAUAGAAUCAAAUGACUGCAAAACCAACAAGCCAAGCUUCACUCUCCAAGGAGGACCUGCUUUGUCCCGUGUGUUGUGAGGUAUUUAGGCUUCCCGUCCUGCUGAAAUGUGGCCAUAACUCCUGUAAGGAGUGUUUACAGAAGCUGUGGGAAUGGAAGGGAGGCAGGCAAUGCCCCGUGUGUCUGACCACGUCGAGCUCAGAGAGGCCUCCUAUCAACCUGGCCCUAAAGAUAGCAGCCGACAUGUUUACAAAGCAGAGGACGACCAGGGGAGAGGAGAGCCCAGAGGAGGAGUGGUGUCGUCUUCACAACGAGAAGCUGAAACUGUUCUGUCACAACGAUGAGGAGCCCAUUUGUGUCGUCUGUCAGCUUUCUAACCAACACAGAGUACAUGUGUGUUGCCCUGUAGAGGAGGCUGCUCUGGAGAAAAAGAUAGAGGUCUCAGCCAAGCUUGAUUCAUUGCAGAAACACCUGAAAAUACUCAACAAGACUAAAGAGGAUUGGAAAGAAACCAAAAAUUACUUAAAGAGCCAGGCGGACCAGACGGAGCGACAGAUGAAGGAGGAGUUUGAGAGGUUCCACCAGUUCUUGAGGGAGGAGGAGAAGAACAGAGUGGCCAAGUUGAGGCAGGAAGAGGAGAACAAAACUCAGGUGAUGUGUAUGAAGUUGGAAUACAUCAAGGAGAGGAUCGCUGCCCUCACAGACACCAUCAGCCAAGUAGAGAAGUCUAUACGAGCGGAUGAUGUGAAGUUUUUACAGGACUACAAGAAGACAAAGAGCAGGACCAAAGGUCCCCUGGGAGAGCCAGAGUGUAUCAGAGGAAUCCUCAUAGACGCUGCCAAACAUCUGCAAUCACUCAAGUUUGGAAUCUGGAAGAAGAUGGCAGACAUUGUCCAAUGGGUCCCCAUAACCCUGGACCCCAACACAGCCCAGCCCAACCUCAGCUUCUCUAAGGAGUUCAGCAUGGUGAGGUACAGCAAAAAGAAGCUCCUGCCAGACAACCCCGAGCGCCUAACUAGCCGCAUCUCUGUCCUGGGAGCGACAGGUUUCACCUCCGGAAGACACAGCUGGACCGUAGAGGUGGGCCAGAGCAGAGACUGGUACAUCGGAGUCGCCCGAGAGUCCAUCAAACGCAAGUCCACCAUCUUCCUCAACCCUGCUGAGGGAUUCUGGGUAAUCGGGUUGUGUAACGGGGAGACGUACUGGGCCCAGACGUCCCCGCGGACGCGCCUGGACGUGAAGAGAGAGAGGAAGCCGUGGAGAAUCACUAUAGAGCUGGACUACGACCGAGGGAAGGUGCUGUUUCUGAACGCAGUAGACUCAACACUGAUACACACGUUCAAAGAGAAGUUCACUGAGAGGAUCUUUCCUUAUUUUGCUCCUGGGAUGUAUGAGGAGGGAAACACCUCUAGUCCCCUGACCAUCUGUCCCCUGACUAUAUCUAUAGAGGUACUGGACCAGAUUAUACUACCAUAACACCAUCUGUCCCCUGACCAUCUGUCCCCUGACCAUCUGUCCCCUCACCGUCUGUCCCCUGACCAUCUGUCCCCUGAAUAUAUCUAUAGAGGUACUGGACCAGAUUAUACUACCAUAAAACCUCCAGUCCCCUGACCAUCUGUCCCCUGACCGUCUGUCCCCUGACCUCCCGUCCCCUGACCAUCUGUCCUCUCACCAUCUGUCCCCUCACCAUCUGUCCCCUGACCAUCUGUCCCCUGACCACCUGUCCCCUGACCACCUGUCCCCUCACCAUCUGUCCCCUCACCAUCUGUCCCCUGACCAUCUGUCCCCUGACCAUCUGUCCUCUCACCAUCUGUCCCCUCACCAUCUGUCCCCUGACCAUCUGUCCCCUGACCACCUGUCCCCUCACCAUCUGUCCCCUGACCAGCCAUUUGUAAUCACCAUCACUAUUCAGUACUCAAGUGUGCAAAAGAUGAAUAGUCAACCAUAUUAUAAUUAUAGCCAUUGAUAAAGGUCAGAGGUCAGAAAAUGUUUAGUAGCAAACCAACUAGUUGAUCUUGUGUAUUUGUGACCAUGCGUGUUUAUAAUAAAUGUUGUAUACUUAUAUAUACUUAUACUUAUACCCUUAUAUGGUGUACUUAUAGAAGAUACCCUUAUAUGGUGUACUUAUAGAAGAUACCCUUAUAUGGUGUACCUAUAGAAGAUACCGACGAACAGGUUGAACUAAUUUAGCAGUAAUCGAUUUAAAUAAAACUAUCUAUUGUAUUUAAAAAGGUCAAUAAUCCUCUUUCUCUUUGGGUUUGGUCUUCUUCUACUCUUUGGGUUUGGUCUUCUUCUACUUGUCCAUUUCUUUGAGUUUGGAGUCCAGCUUCCUGUGUAGAUGGGCCUCGUUGUUAGGAUCUACAGACUUGUCCUUGUGUCCACCACCAGUAGAUGGGCCUUGUUGUUAGGGUCUACAGACUUGUCCUUGUGUCCACCACCAGUAGAUGGGCCUUGUUGUUAGGGUCUACAGACUUGUCCUUGUGUCCACCACCAGUAGAUGGGCCUUGUUGUUAGGGUCUACAGACUUGUCCUUGUGUCCACCACCAGUAGAUGGGCCUCGUUGUUAGGGUCUACAGACUUGUCCUUGUGUCCACCACCAGUAGAUGGGCCUCGUUGUUAGGGUCUACAGACUUGUCCUUGUGUCCACCACCAGUAGAUGGGCCUCGUUGUUAGGGUCUACAGACUUGUCCUUGUGUCCACCACCAGUAGAU
Molecule: messenger RNA, 2861 nt
Organism: Oncorhynchus nerka (sockeye salmon)
Lineage: Eukaryota; Metazoa; Chordata; Actinopteri; Salmoniformes; Salmonidae
Product: zinc-binding protein A33-like
Exons: 6
Coding region: 163-1626 (487 amino acids)
Biological process (GO): protein ubiquitination
Cellular component (GO): cytoplasm
Molecular function (GO): ubiquitin protein ligase activity; protein binding; zinc ion binding
Source: RefSeq, a predicted model, not a curated record